AUUCAGACACAAGGCUCUCUCCAGAAACAGUGAAGCCAGUGAUAAUUGGGAUUUUAAAAGUAGACCGGAGCCUUUCUUGCUGUCGGGUCGUGUUUCCACACGGGGCGGAUUGGUGAACAAGAUGGCUGUGGCCACGGGCAACGUGACUGAAGAAGGAAAAACAGAGAUCGAUUCCGGCGACCCUGGAGCCGCUCUGUUUGGGAAUUUUAUCAAUUAUUACAGCUUCAAUCCCCCGGAGAAUCGACUCAGCCUCAUCCCGGCUUCUCUGCUGCAGGAGCUGGGCUACAGCAGCGCCGCAGACCGCGCACCCUUCCUGCUGCUCGAUGUUGGGUGCAAUUCGGGAGAUUUGAGCAUUGCUCUGUACAGGCAUCUGCUGGGUCUGGAUGAAGACUCUUGUGAGCCCGGGGGAGGAGGAGCACUGGAGGGAAGGAAGCAGCUUCACCUGCUGGGCUGUGACCUGGACGAGACCCUGAUCCAGAGAGCACAGGAGGGGAACCCCUUCCCUGAGACCGUCACCUUCCUCCCCCUGGACAUCACGGACCGCGGGGCCCGCGAGGAGGUCCUGGGGUCCUACCUGGCUCGAUACGGCCGCCCCUCCUUCGACCUGUGCGCCUGCCUGGCCGUGACCAUGUGGGUCCACCUGAACCACGGGGACCAGGGGCUGCUGGAGCUGCUCUCCUCCCUGGCCGCUCUCUGCCACCACCUGCUGCUGGAGGCCCAGCCCUGGAGGUGCUACCGCGCGGCUGCACGCCGCCUGCGCAGGGCGGGCAGGACGGACUUCGAGCACUUCAAGCAGCUGCGGGUCCGGGGGGUCCCGGGGAUCAGGGGCCACCUGGAGUCCCGCUGCGGGAUGGAGCUGGUGCACAGCUUCGGACACACGGCCUGGGACAGGAGCCUGCUGCUGUUCCAGAGACGCUCCCCCGAGCAAGAGCGCUCGUCUAAGAAAGUAAAGAAAUGAAACCCGUCAGCCUGAGCUUGUUCCCUGUACGCUGGGGCUGACCCGUCCCGUAGUGAAACCUGCAGUGGUGGGACUGCUGUCCAUCCCUCACCCGGACUUCAUAUUGUAGAACUGAAUCUGUGAUUUCAAAUACAUUCUGUACAAUACAGAACAUUCUGAAGGGGAAAAUCAAAGAAGUCAAGCAGUCUCAGAGAGGCUUUCGGGGUUCAGACCCAGGCUAGACCACAUGGGCACAUCAGCAGAGGUGUAGGCAGUGGGCUUAUUCUUCAAAAAGGGGUGCGGCUCUCAAUAUUUUGCACACGAAACCCUGUGAUGUGGAGGGGAUUAUUGAAAUGAUGUGUCAAUGGAAUGUGCAUUUUAUUUCAGUUUUUACUGCAUUUUACUUUUUGUUCCUGACACAGGAUUUUAUUUUGAAAGUUUGCAACUUCAGUUUUCGAGCAGUUGACAUGCUGUACAGUAAGGAAGGAUCUUGGACUUUUUUUCAGAUUUAGGUGCCGUUACAGUUUUGAACCACAAGGUGGCGGCGAUGUUCCCUCAAAUACUGUAAAUUUAAAACUUUCUGUUUGAACACAUUAGUUGAACUUAAGCGAUAAAUACAGAAUUCUGUGUGUGUGUGUGUAUAAUGCAAUAAACAGAAUUCACUAUCCUCAGUAAAUACAGAAUUCUGUGUAUGUAUAAUGUAAUAAAGAGAAUUCACUAUCCUCAGUAAAUACAGAAUUCUGUGUGUGUGUGUGUAUAAUGCAAUAAAGAAAAUUCACUAUCCUCAGUAAAUACAGAAUUCUGUGUGUGUGUGUAUAAUGUAAUAAAGAGAAUUCACUAUCCUCAGUAAAUACAGAAUUCUGUGUGUGUGUGUGUAUAAUGUAAUAAAGAGAAUUCACUAUCCUCA
Acipenser ruthenus (sterlet) is the source of this 1844-nucleotide messenger RNA. RefSeq names its product pre-miRNA 5'-monophosphate methyltransferase. Gene Ontology annotation, molecular function: RNA methyltransferase activity; O-methyltransferase activity. Gene Ontology annotation, biological process: negative regulation of pre-miRNA processing; miRNA metabolic process. The transcript has 2 exons. The record is from RefSeq and is a predicted model, not a curated record. NCBI's taxonomy places the organism in Eukaryota, Metazoa, Chordata, Actinopteri, Acipenseriformes, Acipenseridae. The coding region runs from base 122 to 958 and encodes 278 amino acids. Gene Ontology annotation, cellular component: cytoplasm.